Oryctolagus cuniculus (rabbit) is the source of this 2309-nucleotide messenger RNA. The record is from RefSeq and is a predicted model, not a curated record. NCBI's taxonomy places the organism in Eukaryota, Metazoa, Chordata, Mammalia, Lagomorpha, Leporidae.
GGGCAGAAGUGACCUCGGGACUGGGAGACCCCCACACGUGCCAGGGAGGCUGGGAGGGCCCCGACCGUCGGAAUGGCCCGGGGCAAGGCUCAUCCGCUCCGCCAGCCCCGGUCUCCCGCUCCGCGGGGCGCGGCGCGGUCUCCGCAGGCUCCGGCCCCGCCCGGAGGAAUCCGGCGGCGCGGCCGCGGGUCCCAGGUGAGGCCCCCUGGAAAGCGCCCAGCGCGCGGCCCGGCGAGGGCGGGCAUCUGGGGUGGGGACCGCCCCCCGGCCUCCGCCCGCCCGCACACCCUCGCCGCUCCGGGCGGCGGCGACGACGCUUUAAACAGAAAAAAAAAGAAAGAAAGAAAAAAAAAAAAAAGAAAAAAAAAAACUCUCUCCCUGGCCCGGGGCCAGCGUCCCAGCCCCCCUCGCCGCAGCCGCGCCGCUCUCCAGCCGAGAAAACAACUGCUCACUGCUGCUGCGUCCGCCGCGCGCGCCCUUGCUGCCCCGCGGCCGCGGGACGGAGCCGGCCGGGGAGGCGCGCCGCGGGCGCCGCGGGCCUCGCUCCUCCUCUCCGCCGGCCUCGCCGCUGCGGCCUCCGCGCCGCGCCGGGCUGCGCCUUCCCUCCUCCUCCUCCCCCCGGGCCCCGAGCACUUUCUGGGCCCCGCGCAGCCCGGCCUCCAUCUCGAGGUCGCCUCUCCGGUCCCCUCGCCCCCCGCCGCCCGCUCGCGCGCCACAGCCCAGGGCCCUCGGGCGCCGGGCCCCAAGCCCCGGCCCGUGCGCGCCCGCCGGGCUCCCGCGGCCCCGCAUGCCCGGGCCGCCCGGGGCUGCCGGCGGCCCGGCUCCUGAGAUGCGCGGGGCGGGGGCGGCGGGGCUGCUGGCGCUGCUGCUGCUGGCGCUGCCCGGCCCGGGCGGCGGGGCGGCGGGGGGGCCGGCGGGCGAGCGCGGCGCCGGCGGGGGCGGGGCGCUGGCCCGCGAGCGCUUCAAGGUGGUCUUUGCGCCCGUGAUCUGCAAGCGGACCUGUCUCAAGGGCCAGUGCCGGGACAGUUGCCAGCAGGGCUCCAACAUGACGCUCAUCGGAGAGAACGGCCACAGCACCGACACGCUCACGGGCUCCGGCUUCCGCGUGGUGGUGUGCCCCCUGCCCUGCAUGAAUGGCGGGCAGUGCUCCUCCCGCAACCAGUGCCUGUGUCCGCCGGACUUCACCGGGCGCUUCUGUCAGGUGCCCGCCGGAGGAGCCAGCGGGGCCAGCGGCGGCGCAGGUCCCGCGCUGGGCCGAGCCGGGGCCCUGUCUACAGGCGCGCUGCCGCCCCUGGCUCCGGAGGGCGAGUCUGUGGCCAGCAAGCACGCCAUCUACGCCGUCCAGGUGAUCGCCGACCCUCCCGGGCCGGGGGAGGGGCCCCCUGCCCAGCAUGCAGCCUUCCUGGUGCCCCUGGGGCCGGGACAGAUCUCAGCGGAAGUGCAGGCCCCGCCCCCCGUGGUGAACGUUCGCGUCCACCACCCGCCCGAGGCCUCGGUGCAGGUGCACCGCAUCGAGGGGUCCAACGCCGAGGGCCCGGCCCCCUCCCAGCACCUGCUGCCGCACCCCAAGCCCCCGCACCCCCGCCCACCCACCCAGAAGCCCCUGGGCCGCUGCUUCCAAGACACGCUGCCCAAGCAGCCUUGUGGCAGCAACCCCCUCCCCGGCCUCACCAAGCAAGAGGACUGCUGUGGCAGCAUCGGCACCGCCUGGGGCCAGAGCAAGUGCCACAAGUGCCCCCAGCUGCAGUACACAGGGGUGCAGAAGCCAGGGCCUGUCCGUGGGGAGGUGGGCACUGACUGCCCCCAGGGCUAUAAGAGGCUGAACAGCACCCACUGCCAGGACAUCAACGAGUGCGCGAUGCCCGGCAUGUGUCGCCAUGGUGACUGCCUCAACAACCCUGGCUCCUACCGCUGCGUCUGCCCGCCCGGCCACAGCCUGGGCCCCUCCCGCACACAGUGCAUUGCGGACAAGCCGGAGGAGAAGAGCUUGUGUUUCCGCCUGGUGAGCCCGGAGCACCAGUGUCAGCACCCACUGACCACGCGCCUCACCCGCCAGCUGUGCUGCUGCAGCGUGGGCAAGGCCUGGGGCGCGCGGUGCCAGCGCUGCCCAGCAGAUGGCACUGCUGCCUUCAAGGAGAUCUGCCCAGCUGGGAAGGGGUACCACAUCCUCACCUCCCACCAGACACUCACCAUUCAGGGCGAAAGCGACUUUUCUCUUUUCCUGCACCCUGAUGGGCCACCCAAGCCCCAGCAGCCCCCUGAGAGCCCCAGCCGGGCGCCGCCACCUGAGGACGCAGAUGAAGAGAGAG